UCCGAGUUUCUUCUUCUCCUUCUGUUCUGAUCCUAAUAUCUCUCUCCUGCAAUUAAUUUCUCUCAUCUGAAAUCAAUCUAAAAACUCCAAAAAUGAAAUCCACGAGAUUAGCAGUCUGGUUUAUUAAUAUCUCUCUACUACUUUUUAUCUGUCUCAACACAGUGGUUAAUGCAGAUGAUCAACAGAAACAAAACCCAAAUGCUGUUGAAAGAGGCAUAGGUAUUACAUCAACACCAUGGAAUACCGUCAAGUCUUGGUUAAAAGUUGCUCUAAUGAAUUUUAAACCACCUGAUUCUCAGUCGAUGCCAAAUAAAGAAGCAUCAAAUUCAGGGGAGUUAAUGAAAGAUGCAGUAAGCAAAAGCUUUAAAACAAGUACAGAUGCAGCUAAAGAAACAGCCAAGGCUGCCGGAGAUGCAAUUCAUUCAACUGCUGAGAAAGUAAUGAAGAAAACUGGAAUCUCAUCAUCGGAAGAGGACGAAUUGUAAUUUUAUUUCACUUAAAAGUAUUCGUAAUUUUUGUUUUAGGGUGAAUGCAGCAGUUUUUUCCGUUCUAGGUAGUAUAGAAGUGUUGGUAUGUAACGUCUGUAUGUUUUGAUGCCGUUUUUUUUAUUGGGGCAGCGCCUCAGUUUUUGUUUAUUUGUGUUCGUAAGAAGAAGUCUAGGUGAUCUUGAACUCAUGUGCUCUCA
Messenger RNA from Papaver somniferum (opium poppy), 685 nucleotides. RefSeq lists its product as uncharacterized. Bases 93 to 485 code for a protein of 130 amino acids. The transcript has 2 exons. The record is from RefSeq and is a predicted model, not a curated record. NCBI's taxonomy places the organism in Eukaryota, Viridiplantae, Streptophyta, Magnoliopsida, Ranunculales, Papaveraceae.